GGACAUGCACGGGUAUGCAAAGCCGGAUCGCCAUGGACGACUGGAAAUGAAGCUUACACUGUUGACAACGCCAAUUGCACUUCUUAUAGUGACGCUAGGUAGUACCUUCGUUUUUAUACUAGUGUCCCAGUCGAGCCGAUCUACGAGACACCCAGACUCGAUGUCUCGAAGCUUUAUUCUGUGGCUUCACGGUUUGGGUGACUCUGGCCCCGCCAACGAACCCAUCAAGUCUCUCUUCACUUCUGCAGAAUUUAGGAAUACCAAAUGGGCCUUCCCUUCUGCUCCCAACAAACCAGUCACCUGCAACUAUGGCGCUACUAUGCCUUCAUGGUUUGACAUUCUCGAGAUUCCUGUGACUGCUGAUUCCCCAAAGGAUGAAAGUAGUGUGCUGAAAGCUGUUCAGAAUGUGCACGCACUGAUUGACAAGGAAAUAACCUCAGGGACAGAUCCUAAAAAUGUAUUUUUGUGCGGAUUCAGUCAAGGAGGUGCUUUAACUUUGGCAAGUGUUCUGCUGUACCCUAAAACACUUGGAGGAGGUGCAGUCUUUAGUGGAUGGGUUCCCAUUAAUACUUCAAUGAUGGAACAAUUUCCACCAGAUGCAAAGAAGACACCUAUACUGUGGUCUCACGGAAUGGCAGACCAAACAGUAUUGUUUGAAGCUGGACAAGCAGGGCCCCCUUUCCUCGAAAAAGCAGGUGUUAGCUGCGAGUUCAAGGCAUAUCCUGGCCUUGGACAUUCAAUUAACAAUUUGGAGCUGCAAUAUCUGGAGUCAUGGAUCAAGACACGUCUGCAGAGCUCUUCCUAGAGGAUAUAAUUAUUGAUCUUCUAUAAAUAGUCAUUAGGACUUGGUGUUAGUUUAUUUUACCUAGCCUGGGAAGACUGAACCACCUCCUUAUUCUGUUCUAUAUAACAGCGGUUACUCGCUUGUGUGUUGUUUGAUUUAAUCUUCCCAUAUACGUAAUAACUCUAUUAAAUUCCUGAGGGUAUAGUUUCCACAUAUGGAAGAUACCAUA
Messenger RNA from Tripterygium wilfordii, 1013 nucleotides. Its product is annotated as probable carboxylesterase SOBER1-like. The coding region runs from base 5 to 805 and encodes 266 amino acids. Gene Ontology annotation, biological process: protein depalmitoylation. The transcript has 6 exons. Gene Ontology annotation, cellular component: cytoplasm. The record is from RefSeq and is a predicted model, not a curated record. Gene Ontology annotation, molecular function: carboxylic ester hydrolase activity; palmitoyl-(protein) hydrolase activity. Lineage: Eukaryota; Viridiplantae; Streptophyta; Magnoliopsida; Celastrales; Celastraceae.